Molecule: messenger RNA, 1632 nt
Organism: Capronia coronata CBS 617.96
Lineage: Eukaryota; Fungi; Ascomycota; Eurotiomycetes; Chaetothyriales; Herpotrichiellaceae
Product: elongator complex protein 2
Exons: 3
Coding region: 1-1632 (543 amino acids)
Biological process (GO): fructose metabolic process; fructose 2,6-bisphosphate metabolic process
Cellular component (GO): cytosol
Molecular function (GO): fructose-2,6-bisphosphate 2-phosphatase activity; 6-phosphofructo-2-kinase activity; ATP binding
Source: RefSeq, a predicted model, not a curated record
AUGGAUACUCUGUUGACCGCCGAGUCCGCGGUGAAAUCGCCUCGGUAUAGACGCAAGUCCAGCACAUACGUGGACGCCAUCCACGACCUUCCCGACAAGAGCGAGCUGGCGCCUGCCCAGCUAUACAGUACCGAAUCUGGACGUCUGUUUCAUUCUGGUCGGAUCGCCAUUGCUACCGUAGGGUUGCCCGCCCGGGGCAAGACACAUAUUUCCGUGGCACUGGCUCGAUAUCUCCGGUGGCUCGGGGUCAAGACCCGGAUCUUUCAUCUCGGGGACUAUCGAAGAGCCAUCGUCGGUCCGGGCGGGGACGUCCCCGACGACUACUUCUUUGUCAACGCCUCGGCCUCGUCGGUCCUGUUGCGGCAGAAGAUCUUGAAGAAAUGCAGAGAGGACAUCUACCACUUCCUCAACCAUGAGAACGGACAGAUCGCCAUCUACGAUGCAGUCAACCCCCUCUCGGCGGGGCGAAGAUCUCUGGCCAAAGAAUUUGCCAAACACGACAUCAAAACCCUGUUCAUCGAAUCCAGCUGCGACGACCAGCGGAUCAUCGAAGAGAACGUCCGCAGUGUUAAGAUCUCCUCGCCGGACUAUGUGGGAUGGUCGGAGGCGGAUGCCGUCAAACAUUAUCUGAGCAGGAUCGCAGCCAAGAUCCCGCAUUUUGAGACCAUGGAGGAACAAGACCUGGAUUGGAUCAAGAUGAUCAAUGCCGGCCAGAGACUGGUGGUCAACAAUACCAGCUUCGGCUACCUCUCGCACCGAAUCGUCUUUUACUUGUUGAAUCUGCAUAUCAAGUCUCGACACACGUACUUUGCACGUGCAGGCACGACGCCGGAGGAGGAGUCCUUCAAAGCAGACGCCUCGUUGUCCCCACAAGGAAGAGACUAUGCCAGAAAGAUGACGGCCACGUUGCUGAAUCACCGGGAAGAGGAGAGGAAAGCUAUUCAUGAAAAGGGCGGGACCGAAACUCCACUGAAGCCACUUAUCGUGUGGACUUCGACCCGGCGGAGGACGGUGGAAACGGCCGCCUUCUUGGAAUCAAAGGGAUUCAAAGUCAGGCAGCGGUCUCAAAUGAGUCAGCUGAAUCCCGGCGUGUGCGAGAAGAAGUCGGAGCGCAGGAUCCGUCAAGAGUAUCCCGAAGAAGUCUUGAAGCAUGAGCUAGACCCAUACCACCACAGGUUUCCCAGGGCUGAGUCAUACCACGACGUCGCUGUGCGCCUGGAACCGGUGAUCCUCGAGUUGGAAAGAGAGCAGAACGAUCUCCUCAUCAUCGCCCACGAAAGUGUGCUUCGUGUGCUAUAUGGGUAUCUGAUGGCGUGCAAUGCCGCCGACAUUCCCUUCUUGUCCUUCCCCCGAGAUGAGAUCAUCGAGAUCAUUCCUGCGAGCUAUAACAACGAGGCCAAACGCAUCAAAAUCCCUGAUCUCCCGCCUGAGAUCAUCCCCGCGUCACCCGAAGGCAUCCAAGCACCUGCUCCGCCCAGCGGGUUCGCCACCCCCAUCCCCGGCCUCGGAAGCGGAUUGGCAAGUCCUCUCGGUCCUGGUCGAGGGUCUGGGACGCCCGAGCCAUCGGCAUCUGGAUAUAAGACACCAGAAGACUCGGAGAACCUGUCUAUCCGGAUGCACGAUGUGGUGUGA